AUGAAAAAUGAGAUCAAACAUAAUGCAUCGUUUUCUAGAUAUGGUCCAAGAAACCUUUGGCCGAGUGUAUCAAAUUAUGUCGUUCAGGUUUCGGUGUUAGAUGAUCUGCAAUCACCGGUGGCUUUCCUAUACUUCCUAGAUUCUAGUGGUGGUUCUUAUCCAGAAGUCAUAUCUAUUGGCCAGGCAGAAUGGUUUCUGCAGAAAUCUAAAGAAAUUAACUCUGACUCUAGGGUUCCUGAGAUUAUUUUCUGGCAUAUACCAAGUAAGGCCUAUAAGACUGUGGCUCCAAAGUUUGGCAUUCGAAAGCCUUGUGUUGGUUCGAUCAACAAGGAAAAACUUGCAGCUCAAGAAGCUGAAACGGGGAUCAUGGAUCUUCUUGUGAAAAGAACCUCUGUCAAGGCAAUAUUUGUUGGACGCAACCAUGGAUUGGAUUGGUGUUGCCCAUACAAGAAACUAUGGCUAUGCUAUGCUAGGCACACUGGCUAUGGAGGAUAUGGUGAUUGGCCUAGAGGAGCUCGAAUUUUAGAGAUCACUAACAAACCCUUUUCUAUACGACCUUGGAUAAGGAUGGAGGAUGGCAAUGUGCACAACAAAGUUGUCUUGAGCUGA
Molecule: messenger RNA, 609 nt
Organism: Lathyrus sativus (Indian pea)
Lineage: Eukaryota; Viridiplantae; Streptophyta; Magnoliopsida; Fabales; Fabaceae
Source: the annotation of a GenBank genome assembly